ACAUUUCACAGCAAUAUUAGCCGUAGUGAGUGAAGCUAAGAAUUUUGACAACGCUGUGAAGAAGGAAAACAUUUGCGCCGUUCUUUUGAUAUUUUAUAUAUUUUUGGCUUUAUUAUAGUGUUUCACAGUCUGAAAGUGUUCGUUAUAGACGUUGUCACCUAUUAAGUUUGAUAUCCGGAUUUCGAAUGAACAUUCGGAAAUGAGUUCAAAGGACCAGCAGCAAAACCUUAAUUCGGCCGCUUUCGCCAAUAUGACCGAUGAAGAAAACACUCUAACUUCCCCCAAAGCCGUUGGUGUGGGUAAGUCGGCCGAUGAAGGAGACGUUUUCAUGAGCGAUGACGAGGGUAAAAUUUUGACCACUCUGGAGGCUUCGAAGCCAUUGCCAGUUGCUAAAGAAAAAGUAAUCAUUCACAGCCAAACUAUCAUAAAGCCUCCUGGCGUGGUAGGAAACGGUCCUGGGCCAACUACUCCAACUCAGAAAGAAGACCUAUUGGCUAAAAUGAAAAGUCGUUUGAGUAAGCAGAUUGAUUUGAAGGUGGUAACGUCUACACCAAAAGGUCAGCAAUCGCAGUCCCAACAUGAUACUAGCGGAUCAAUUGAGAUCCCGCAUGAUUUAAUACUGAGUAGUGACAUACCGGCAACACCAGUGGCAAGUAAUGCUGCAAAAGGGGAACUUGAGGAUCAUGAUUUAAUAGCAAUUCUUGAAGGGGACGAUGUCGAAAUCACUGAAAACGCGACUGAAAUUGAAGUAACAGUUGGCGCACGAGACGCUGGAAUGUACAACGAAGGACAAGUAUUGGAAGAAAUUCAGAUAUCGUUUGUCGAUGAGCAAGAUAUCGAAUCCGACCAAAAGGAGCGCGAAAAAGAAGUAGCGAUGAGACAAAUGGCAAACCUGCCUGUAUUGCCAAAAGGACGUAGGCCAAAACCAAAAUCGCACGAACCUACCGCCACAUCAACGCCAACACUAAAAAUUGACACAGCAUCGAAGGUUACGAUCAAGGGGCAAACUACUAUUAAACCUUUACCGAGGCCGAUGCUCAUUCCUAAGAAAGAACCUGUAGAUGAUUUUGUCAUUCCGCCCCCAAAGAAAGUUUGGUCGAAGAGCCCACAAAAAAAUAAUACCGUUACGUCACCUCCCAUAUCAACAUCUCCACGCGAGAUUAAAAGUUCACCAAAUGAAUUAAUAAACUCUUUGGUGUCCGAUUGGGACGAUGAACCUGUUGUACUCAAGGAAGAGCCAGUUAGUCCCGUUAAACUGGCUCCUAAGCAACUCUCUUCACCGAUGCCUCCUCCGCCACCGCCAGUAAUUGAAGAACCCAAGCGUUCCAGAAUUAUAAAAAAGAAAAUUAUUUGGGAUCCGGAUAAUCCGGAAACGCACAUGUCUUUUGCCAGUUUUAUUAAAUCCAAUCGUACAAAAGAGGUCAUAGAAGAACCUAGACCAAAACCCGUGGAAAUGGCAAAACCAGCACCGCUAAUGCGCCCACCUGGCACAGGAAUUCGCCGGAAACGCGCCGAGUCUGUAGCUGUACAUAUGAUCAAUGAUCCACCAUACAUGCCGCCACCCUAUCUCAAGCGGGCUCGUACGCCAGAACCUAUAACAAGGAAAAUAAAUGUAUCAAGCAAUACGCAGUUGACAAAGGGAUCCAUUAUCGGCCGUAAGAAAAAAAGUGAAAUUGAAAAACUCCUUGGUGAUGAAGGAGCCAUCAAUAUGUUGUACGACGUGGAAUGUGAAAACAGCAAUAAAGAUCUUCUUAAAGACUCAGAUAUCGCAUUGGACUCCGACGAUGAAGAUGAAAAACUUCUGGCCAAAGCAAAGAUUAUAACGGAUGCUGUCAUCAAACAAGGAACAUCUCCGACGGAUAACGCAGCGGUCGUUCCGAGGGUAAGAACAAAACGUGCUUCCACCCCUCAGCAGCAAACAUCGGUCAGUCCGGCACCAGUAAUUGUACCCGCCCCAACGACUACUACCGCUGCAGCUACGUCCCGCAAGAGUGGUGGACCUUCCAAUGGUCCUCGCAAACGCAAACCAAAUAACUCCGCAUCCGAUGAUUGGGAUUACGUGUACAAAUCACGUAAAAACUGUGACGAUUCGAUGAUCAUUCGUCGGCGUUCCAACAGUUCUUAUUCUAGUUCCACUAGCCCUCGGCGACUCAGUCUUGAGCAACCUAUUGCUAAUAAUGAAAGCUCGGCGGAAAAACUCAACAACACCGGGUUUGAGUUUGUCAAACCAAACGAUAAGAGCCCAUCUAAAAGUGGCAACCUGAAAGUGGAUUCAUCGUUGGUGGCAAACAUGAAAGGUAAGCUGAGCAAAGUACUCGGAAGUAAACCCAGAAAAGAUGAUCCUCUAAGCAUAUCGAUCCCCUCGUCUUCGGGCCAACCACCAGAGAAGAAGGCAAAACUGUCGCCAAAGGCAACAAAACCCGCUAAAAGCGAAGGUGUAACGACUAUCAAGCUCAACGAGAAGGAAAUCACCGCUGUUAUGUUACCCGGGGAAACACUUCAGAACAAACUGAACGAAUUGUCAUUGAAAGAGCUUAGAUGCAACCAGUGCGGUAACUACGUUGAAGUGGUUCUGGCUCCCAAGGAGACCAAACUUAAAGAUGUAUUUACUGUCGAGCUGAUUAACGAACUUAAAAACGUUCUGAAUUUGCUAAAGAGCGACUCAUCAGUCCGAGCAGUACUAAUACGAUCUAGUGGAAAACAUUUCUGCCGCGGUAUCGAUGUGUCGUACCUUAUUCAAACUAACGGGGAGAAGCGGAAAACCGCAGCUCAAGUUUACAGUGGUCAUUUAAGAAACUUUCUCCAAACGCUGGCAAUGUUUACCAAACCAAUAGUGGCAGCUGUUCAUGGUGACGUCCUUGGGCUAGGUGUUACCAUGCUACCCCUAUUCGAGUGCAUAAUUGCACCAGACAGUACGACAUUUUCCACCCCGUAUGCGCAGUUUGGACAUCUACCGGAGGCAAUGAAGAUUUUUAGCACUGCUAAAAAUUUAAAACCAAAAGCUCUUACAGACUUACUGUACCUUAACAAAAAGGUAUCCGCGACUACUGCAUUGGACUACGGAUUGAUUACUGAGGUCGUUCCUACCGAGAAGCUGCAGGACAGAGCUAAUAGUGUAACAAAAAGGCUGUCAUCAUUUUCUUCACAGGCACUCAGAUCAAUCAAAAUAAAUUUACGUCAGGAGAUGUUGGCCCGUAUUGACGAACAACUCAUCGCCGAGCAGAAAAAGCUUACUCAACAGUGGAUUACGGUAGAAUGUCAGGAAAAGUUCAAACAAUUUUUAUCUAGAGGAGGCGAAUGGUGAUGGACAGCUGAUAGUUAAAAUCGAGCCAGCUUAAAGUAAGUGACGAGUUGUUUCUACUUUAUUUUAUAUUAUAAUUUGCUUGGCAUCAACUAACUUGUCGAAUCGGUUCCACGAUCAAAUGGUCGGUGAGUAAAAUACUCACAUCAUUUCUUUAAAUGAAUCCGCACUUCGAAUUGAUUAGAAAACGUAACAGUAAUUUUUAAGAAUUAGGGUAUUAUUGCGUUUAUGAAAAGGACGAACAAGUAUGUCCAAGAUUAUUCUUUCUCUUUUUGAUUCUGUUUAACUAAACGAUAGAGGGUCAGUGCAGUACAUGUUAGUACUUCUCAAAUUUAGGCUCCAAGCAGAUAAAAUGCAUUAAUUACUUUUAUGACUAAAAAAUUGUUCAACAUUUUAAUUUACUUCUAUCCAAUAUUUUGAAGUAUCUUUACAUCGGGUCGAUGGUUUCCGAUUGUCAGACAUUAGUGCAAAUAUUCUUUUUUAAAUUAAGAAGAAAAGAAAUGCAAAAAUCCGUUCUAUUAUAUGGAUUCUACUAUAUCAAAUACGUGUAUAGAAAUUAAAAAAGUCUACUAAAAUGCGUUUUUCACAUUAAUUUUCAUUGAGAACAACGGAAUAAAGAUUAUCGUCAACUACAAUAUAUUUAGA
Messenger RNA from Topomyia yanbarensis, 3946 nucleotides. RefSeq lists its product as uncharacterized. The record is from RefSeq and is a predicted model, not a curated record. NCBI's taxonomy places the organism in Eukaryota, Metazoa, Arthropoda, Insecta, Diptera, Culicidae. The transcript is spliced from 6 exons. Bases 200 to 3304 code for a protein of 1034 amino acids.